GGUGCGGGAUCGAGGGCGGGGCCUCAAGGAUCAGGCACGUGCAGGGGGAAGUAGGUGGGGGAUUAAAUGACCAGCACGAGUGCGAAACCGGAAGUUCCUAUGAGGCGUGCUUUGGAGUUCCGGGAUAGAGCCGGUACCAUGUGGGAGCUGCUCUGAGGAGUUGUUGGAUAUCCAGUCCUGCAGAUAUUCCAAGUUCAGGCCCGUGUUUUGAGACAUCCACUGCCUUGCAAGAUGACGUCCUUAGCCCAGCAGCUCCAACGACUCGCCCUUCCUCAAACUGAUCCCAGUCUCCUAUCUAGACAUGAAGUGGCCUCUCUGUUGUUUGACCCCAAGGAAGCGGCCACCAUCGACAGGGACACCGCCUUUGCCAUCGGAUGCACUGGCCUAGAGGAGCUUCUUGGAAUUGACCCUGCCUUUGAACAGUUUGAAGCACCAUUGUUCAGCCAGCUAGCAAAAACCUUGGAGCGCAGCGUUCAGACCAAAGCAGUGAACAAACAGCUGGAUGAAAACAUUUCACUGUUUCUCCUUCACUUGUCUCCGUAUUUCCUGCUUAAGCCAGCACAGAAGUGCCUGGAGUGGUUGAUUCACAGGUUCCAUAUCCAUCUUUACAACCCCGACAGUCUCAUCGCUUGUGUCCUGCCCUACCAUGAGACACGGGUGUUUGUGCGGGUGAUACAACUUCUAAAAAUUAGCAAUCCAAAGCACAAAUGGUUUUGGCUGUUUCCUGUUAAGCAGUGUGGAGUGCCCUUAGCUAGAGGAACUUUGGUCACCCAUUGCUACAAGGACCUUGGAUUCAUGGAUUUUAUUUGCAGUUUGGUGACCAGAUCUGUGAAGGCGUUCGCUGAGUAUCCGGGAAGCUCAGCUCAGCUCAGAGUGCUCUUGGCCUUCUAUGCUUCCACCAUCGUGUCUGCUCUGGUGGCUGCUGAGAACCUGUCAGAUAAUGUAGUUGCCAAACUAUUCCCAUACAUCCAAAAGGGGUUGAAAUCAUCUUUACCAGAUUAUAGAGCUGCCACAUACAUGAUAAUCUGUCAGAUUUCUGUGAAAGUAACAAUGGAAGAUACCUUUGUGAAUUCACUGGCAUCCCAGCUCAUCAGAACAUUGACCAAGGUUCCUUCUCAGGUCAAGGAUGGAUUAGGUUGCCUGAUAAUUCUCUUACAGCGACAAAAGCCAGAAACGCUUGGGGAAAAGCCGUUUCCUCAUUUGUGCAGCGUUCCAGACCUCAUAGCGCUACUUCACGGGAUCUCCGAACGCUAUGACGUCAGUCCUCUUCUGCGCUACAUGCUUCCCCAUCUGGUUACCUCUGUUGUUCGGCACGUUGCGGGAAUAUCAACUGAAGGAAUUGACAGUCAAGUCUACAAUAGACACUUAGAAGCAAUACUUACAAAAAUACCACUGACGAACAACUUAGAUCACCUGCUCGCUAGCCUUCUUUUUGAAGAAUAUAUUUCAUACAGUUCCAAAGAGGAAACGCAUGCUAAUGAAGUAGCUUUGCUGAACGAGCAGUUUCUUCCUCUCAUCAGACUUUUAGAAAGCAAAUACCCCAGAACAUUAGAUGUUGUAUUAGAGGAACACCUGAAAGAAAUCACAGGCCUUAAAAAGCAGGAGCUUUUCCAUCAGUUUAUUUCCCUUUCUACGAGCGGAGGAAAGUAUCAGUUUUUAGAGGACUCUGACACAUCUUUGAUGCUCAGUUUGAAUCAUCCACUGGCUCCUGUGAGACUUCUGGCCAUUAACCACCUGAAGAAUAUCAUGAAAACAUCAAAGGAGGGCAUUGAUGAGACUUUCAUUAAAGAAGCUAUUCUAACCCGGUUAGGCGAUGAUAAUGUAGAUGUCGUUUUGUCAGCACUGAGUGCUUUUGAGAUUUUCCAGCAACACUUGAGUGUAGAGGAGACCAUUUCGCAUCUUCUGAAUCUCUUCCAAAGAGCAGAACUUCUCAAGAAUAAGGGGUGGUACAGGGUGCUAGAGCUUGCAGCAAACAUCCUAAUUAAAGAAGAGGUGCUGAGUGCAAGCCAUCAGUUGUCAAAUCAGGUGGUUGUCCAGUUGCUGCCUUUCAUGGUCAUUACUAGUGAUGACAUCGAGUCUCCUGAUGUAAAGAUUGCUAUACAUCUGUCAAAGUCAGGAAUUUGCUCUCUGCAUCCUCUACUAAGAGGCUGGAAAGAAGCUCUUGAAAAUGUUAUUAGAAGCAGAAAGUCAAUAGAUAUAAUUGGCGUAGGAAAUCAGAAGAUGGUCCAGUUGCUGGCUGGCAAUUUAAGCUCAGGAGACCGCUCUUCGAUGCUGAGGCUGGUGGAAGAUUUAAUAAGUGCUGGGGAAGAGGAGUCCUGCAGCCUGAAGCAGAAAGUGACAUUUCAUGUGAUCAUGUCUGUGCUUAUUUCUUGCUGCUCAUCCUUCAGAGAAACCUGCUUUCCGUUUGCUAUUCGGGUGUUCAGUUUACUGCGGAAAAAAAUAAAGAAGCUCAAAAGCAUCAUGGCUACUGUGGAAAUCCCCUCCGAGUGGCACCUGGAACUGAUGCUGAACAAAGGAUUGCCAGAAGAGCUGUGGGCGCUCUAUGUCCAACAGCUCCACAGUGCUCAGAAGGUUACUAUGGAGGACGCCAUUUUACUGAUAUUUUCCCUGAAGUGUUUUAUUUUUACCUUGAAGGCUCCCAAAUCUUUUCCUACAGAUGCUACGUGGUGGAAUCCCGAGCAGCUAGAUGACGACAGCAGAUGCUACCUACACUUGCUCAUUGGUGUCUUUGAACUGCUGCUUGAGUUUUCUGAUGCCAUGCAUUUCAGGGUUCUGAUGAGCCUUAUCAUGAAGGUACACCUACAAGAUGUUCUUCAGGUGUUCAAGUUCUUUUGUGUUUUGUGGACCUAUGGUUCUAGCCUCUCAAAUCCACUUAACUGCACUGUGAAGUCAGAGCUGCAGACUCAGGCUCUUUACAUAGGCUCUGUGAUGCUUUCUUCUCAGAAUACACAGUAUAAGCAAAAGCUGGCAUCUACUGCAUCUCCAGUGGUGCUGUCUCUGCUCCUCAGUCUGGGAAACCCUGUAAAAGAAGUGCGCAGAGCUGCUGUUCAGUGUCUCCAGGCCCUCAGUGGAGUAGCCUCGAAGUUUCAGCUGGUGAUAGAGCACCUGGUUCCUAAGGCAGAGGAGAUCACUUCAGAUGCUACCUAUGUGGUCCAGGAUUUGGCUACGUUAUUUGAUGAACUACAGAGAGAGGAGAAACAGAAAUCACAUCAGAAGUUGUCUGAGACCCUGAGAAGCCUUCUUCACGGCAUUUAUGACUGCCCGUCGUACAUCGCAAAAGACUUGAUGAAAGUAUUUCAAGAUGUGAACAGUGAGACGGUGCUGGCCCAGCUGCUGCCUAUGGUGGAGCGACUCCUAGAGAAGGUGGAGAAGGAGCCCACAGCUGUCCUGAAAGAUGAGGCCAUUGUUUUGCAUCUCACUCUGGGAAAAUACAAUGAGUGUUCAGCUCCACUUUUAUAUAGAGACCCAAAGAGUCUAGACCUGUUUAUAAAGGCUGUGCACACAACGAAGGAGCUUCACCCAGGAAUGCCAACCGUUCAGAUUACUGCUCUUGAAAAGAUUACAAAGCCCUUCUUUGCAGCUCUGUUAGACGGGAAGGUGCAGCAGAAGCUUCUGUGUGUGCUGUUUGACUUACUGGUGAACUGUAAAAACUCCCAUUGUGUUCAGACGGUUGGCAGUGUUUUCAAAGGGUAUUUUAAAAUUUCUGUUGAUGCUGAACAAGUCAGAAUAGAACUGGAGCCGCGAGAUAAAGCCAAAUCUUUGGGCACAAUUCAGCAAACAAGAAGGCAGAAAAUGCAGCAGAAAAAAUCACAAGAUGUAGAAUUUGUCCAAGAAGUUGAGGGCCCUUACUGGCAGAGAGUCACCCUCAUCCUGGAGUUACUGCAGCACAAAAAGAAGCUCAAAAGCCCUCAGAUACUGAUUCCAACUCUCUUUAACUUGCUGUCGAGGUGUUUAGAACCUUUGUCAUCGGAACAGGGAAACAUGGAAUACACUAAACAAUUAAUUCUGAGUUGUUUGCUCAACAUCUGCCAAAAACUCUCCCCAGACGGUGGCAGAAUACCUAAAGACAUUGUAGAUGAGGAGAAGUUCAAUGUAGAGUUGAUAGUGCAGUGUAUCCGCCUGUCGGAGAUGCCGCAGACUCACCACCAGGCCCUGCUGCUCCUGGGUACUGUUGCUGGGAUAUUUCCGGAUAAAGUUCUUCAUAAUAUCAUGUCUAUUUUUACAUUCAUGGGAGCCAAUGUCAUGCGCCUAGAUGAUGCUUAUAGUUUUCAAGUUAUUAGCAAGACAGUGAAAAUGGUCAUUCCAGCACUUAUCCAGUCUGAUACUGGGGACUCUAUAGAAGUCACUAGAAAUGUUGAAGAGAUUGUAGUGAAAAUCAUCGGUGUGUUUGUGGAUGCUCUUCCACACGUGCCAGAGCACAGGCGCCUGCCCAUCCUUGUUCAGCUUGUUGACACGCUAGGCGCAGAAAAAUUCCUGUGGAUUCUCCUCGUCCUGCUUUUUGAACAGUAUGUCACCAAAACAGUGCUGGUGGCUGCUUAUGGAGAAAAGGAUGCUAUUUUAGAGGCAGAUACUGAGUUCUGGAUUUCCGUCUGUUGUGAAUUCAGUGUCCAGCAUCAGGUCCAGAGCUUGAUGCUUAUCCUCCAGUAUCUGGAAAAGCUGCCAGAGGAAAAAGAAGAAGCCAACCCCAAGACAAUGUCUACUAAGAGUGAAGUACAAGACGAAAUGCUACCAGUCUUUAAGGUGGACACGCACACAAGCAAGCAACUUCGGCAUUUUAAAUAUUUGUCAGUGUCCUUCAUGGCCCAACUCCUGGCUUCUAAUCAUUUCCUUAAAAAGGUAGUUGAAAGUGGUGGUCCUAAGAUCCUGCAUGGCCUGGAACAGAGGUUGCUGGAGACAGUCCUUGGCUACAUUAACACAGUAGCUCAGUCCGUGGAAAAGAAUGCAGACAAACAGACUGUGAAGUUUUGGAGAGCCCUGCUCAGCAAAGCCUACGACACGCUGGAUAAGGUCAAUGCCUUGUUGCCUACAGAAACAUUCAUCUAUGUCAUCAGAGGGCUGGUAGGCAACCCCCUGCCAUCUGUUCGUAGGAAAGCUCUGGAUCUUUUGAAUAACAAGCUACAGCAGAACGCAUUGUGGAAGAAGAAAAUGGUUCACCGCUUUCUAAAGCUGGUUCCAGUCCUUCUAGACAUUGUGCAGCAUAAGAAAAAGGAGGCAGAAGAUGAACAAGCGAUUAACAGACAGACAGCGCUGUACACCCUAAAGCUCCUAUGCAAGAACUUUGGAGCACGGAACCGAGAGCCUUUCAUACCCGUUCUGAGCACUGCAGUAAAGCUGAUAGCACCAGAGAAAAAGGAGGAGAAAAACGUCCUGGGAAGUGCCCUGCUGUGCAUAGCGGAGGUGACCUCCACUUUGGAAGCACUGGCCAUCCCUCAGCUUCCCAGUCUGAUGCCAUCGCUGCUAGCAGCCAUGAAGAGCACCAGUGAGUUGGUCCACAGUGAAGUCUGCCUGCUCAGCGCCCUGGCUGCCCUGCACAAAGUUGUUGAGACUCUCCCACACUUCAUCAGCCCCUACCUGGAAGGACUUCUGAUCCAGGUGAUUCACCUAGAGAAAAUCACUAGUGAAAUGGGUUCUGCCUCCCAGGCUAACAUCCGCCUGACAUCUCUUAAAAAGACCCUCGCCACUAUGCUCUCACCUCGAGUCCUGCUGCCAGCCAUUAGCAAGACUUUCAAGCAGAUCCAGAAGAACUGGAAGAAUCACAUGGGCCCGUUUAUGAGCAUCUUGCAAGAGCACAUCACGGUGAUGAAGAAGGAAGAGCUCUUGUCUCACCAAUCUCAGCUGACCACCUUCUUCCUGGAUGCCCUGGACUUCCGGGCACAACACUCAGAGGCUAAUCUAGAGGAAGUUGGGAAAACGGAAAUUCGGAUCAUUGACUGUCUAGUCGCCAUGGUGGUGAAGCUCUCUGAGGUCACAUUCAGGCCUCUCUUCUUCAAGCUGUAUGAUUGGGCCAAGACAGAAGACGCCCCAAAGGACAGACUACUGACAUUCUACAAUCUGGCCAACUGCAUUGCUGAGAAGUUGAAAGGCCUUUUCACUCUGUUUGCUGGCCACUUGGUGAAACCUUUUGCAGACACCUUGAACCAAGUAAACAUCUCCAAAACAGAUGAAGCGUUUUUUGACUCUGAGCAGGACCCUGAAAAGUGCUGCAUGUUGUUGGAGUUCAUCUUGAGCUGUUUGUACAAGAUCUUCCUUUUCGACACCCAGAAUUUCAUGAGUAAAGAGAGAGCAGAAGCCUUAAUGAUGCCCCUGGUGGAUCAGCUGGAAAACAGGCUUGGAGGAGAAGAGCGGUUCCAAGAGCGGGUGACACAGCAUCUAGUGCCCUGCAUCGCACAGUUUUCUGUGGCCAUGGCAGACGACUCCAUGUGGAAGCCCCUCAACUACCAGAUUCUGCUGAAGACAAGAGACUCCUCCCCUAAGGUGCGGUUUGCAGCCUUGAUUACUGUCUUAGCAGUGGCUGAAAAGCUGAGAGAGAAUUAUAUUGUUCUGCUUCCAGAGUCGAUUCCUUUUCUAGCAGAACUGAUGGAAGACGAAUGUGAAGAAGUGGAGCAUCAGUGCCAGAAGACAGUCCAGCAGCUGGAGACCGUGCUGGGGGAGCCGCUGCAGAGCUACUUCUGAAGUGGGACGCACCGCUGCCUCAUGCUCGCCGCUUUAGUCUCAUGGUUUUGGGGGGAUGUGGUGCCAUAUUAUUUUUGGUACUUUUACAUCUCCCAAUAUUUAAUGUUUUUACAAAAUCCCUGCCUGUCUGGGCUCCCACAGAAGCCUCUCCUGCCUUUUGUACAGAUUUGCUAAGGAGAAAAUGGAAUGGUGUUUUAUA
Microtus oregoni (creeping vole) is the source of this 6871-nucleotide messenger RNA. It is a transcript of the gene Heatr1, whose product is annotated as HEAT repeat containing 1. Gene Ontology annotation, molecular function: snoRNA binding. The transcript is spliced from 47 exons. Bases 232 to 6672 code for a protein of 2146 amino acids. The record is from RefSeq and is a predicted model, not a curated record. Gene Ontology annotation, biological process: positive regulation of transcription by RNA polymerase I; maturation of SSU-rRNA from tricistronic rRNA transcript (SSU-rRNA, 5.8S rRNA, LSU-rRNA). Gene Ontology annotation, cellular component: 90S preribosome; t-UTP complex; small-subunit processome. Lineage: Eukaryota; Metazoa; Chordata; Mammalia; Rodentia; Cricetidae.